UUCCUGUUUCGAACGAUCCAUCCUACUCUAUCUCAGCCUUGGGAGCAACAACCUUGCAGAGGCAACGCGUCUCUUAGACGGGAUCGCCCUCUACUCGUUCCUCAUAUUGGGCUUACGAGCCACUUAUCAGAGUGGCCAUGCUCACCCUUCGUACCCUUCUUUCUUUACCGACAUUCCUCUCGAUUGCUCUAGUCGCCCACGCAGUCGCUAUUCCGGAAGACGAUGGAGUCAUUGCCGAAGAGAAGGGUAAAGCAAAGCCCGAGCUUGCUGCAUCCUUGACAGGUGGUGAAGGAUGUUCUUCGUCUGAUAUCGAAGACAUUCGAAAUGGCUUCAUAGAGAUGACCGAGCUGUUCCAAGCAGCCUUGCCUUAUGAUCAGAAUGGCCAACCCGCCGUCGAGCUCUUUGGUCAACCCUUGCGAAUCGCGAAUUACUCCUCGAUGAUCGAGUCGAACCUCAAGCGCGCAGCGCAGUACGCCAACCUGAAAGGAAAUGAGACGGUCAAUCCAGAUGUCUAUGUACGGUGCGACGACCCAAACAACAUCUGCAAAACGGGGAACAAGAGAGAGGGAAAUCACGUCGCGUACAACAUGGGCAACCUUCCAAUGAUCAACUUCUGUAAGGACUACUUCAAGUUGGAUGGUCUCGAGGAAAGGGUGGACAGAAAGGCAGGCAACCAGAUGGAGAAGGAGAGGUUGCACGAAUACUACAACCGGGCAACGCUAUGGGCAAGGAUGGUGAUGCAUAUCGGUGGCGUGGGUGUUGCGGUAGUGGAAAACGCUGUCCCGGCACGAGCGAAUUCGACAUCUGGUAGGGAAUGGGAGACAAUCGUCACCGAAGGAGCGAUGAAUACAACGGUUCUUGCCGGAGUACUCAACGACCGCCCGGACGGCACCGGACCAAAUGACGCCCAGACCCUCAAAUACGCUUAUGGCGUAACACGAUCGAAGCUGCUGGCGGUUCUUUCGACACAAAUGCCUUACGACGCCGCCAACAACGCAGAGAACUACGCGCUGUACGCACAGGCGCGCUACAUCCUGCAGAAGAAGGGCUUCUAUCCUAACGUUCCGGUUAUGGACUUUCCCAACGAACUGUCUGUUCUUACCAACGAACAGCUCCAGGAUGGCGAGAGGUCCAAGUACGCCUACUUCGACUCGUCAGAUGUGGUAGCACGUCCGCCAAACAUGGAACUCAAGGCGAAUUUACUUCCCGGUGCUGCUUCGAAACAGCAGCCCACGCUGAUGAUCCUUGCGAUCUUGACUGUUGCAUCCUCUCUUGCCAUGUCAUCGUUCGGAUGAAGGACGUCUUAAAAGCAAUCCAUUCGGAUCACCGAACACUAUAAGCAACGCCAUCCCAAGCCUGACGCUUGGCAGCCUCAAGAUGCAGCGAUAGCUCACAUGCACUCGACUACACAUAGCCUAUCGCAGGGUCAGGCCGGCAAAAUGAACCGUCGGGAGAUACCCAACCGUGUAGCCAGGUAAAGAUGUACGGCG
Macroventuria anomochaeta is the source of this 1490-nucleotide messenger RNA. RefSeq lists its product as uncharacterized. The transcript has a single exon. Gene Ontology annotation, molecular function: metallopeptidase activity. The coding region runs from base 138 to 1295 and encodes 385 amino acids. NCBI's taxonomy places the organism in Eukaryota, Fungi, Ascomycota, Dothideomycetes, Pleosporales, Didymellaceae. The record is from RefSeq and is a predicted model, not a curated record.